CAUGGCCGCCGCCGCUGUUGACGCUACUUGCUCUUGUUUAUAGCUAGAAUCGUUUGAAGAAAUUGGUUAAAGCGCUGUGCAUGACUUCUGCAACUUCGUAGUACGCUAUAUUUUAGAGGAUCUAACAAAAGAUAGAAAUUUGCGCAGCGACUGGUGACGAAGUGGGAUUGUCCAGAGGGGGAUGGUCUUUUAACUUUGACGGGUCUAAGGCGUCGUAUUAUCGCUCUAAAGUCCCAAGUGACGUUAUCACUCUUGCUGAUAUCACCAACGGGGAAAUUUUUCCUUGGAUAAUUUCAUCUGCAUUUCAACACCAAUAACACCCACAAACACAAAUUUGCAGGUUUCGCCUGGCAUCAUGUCAACGACUACUCCAAAACCCAGAGGACGUCCUCCAAAACCGAAAACAUGCUGCACAUGGUGCAUGGAGCAAAAACAAACUCUGUUGUAUGUGAUUCCAACGGCACAAGGGAAGAAGGAAUUCUGUUCAGAAAAAUGUCUGGCAGAAUAUCGGAAGGCAAUGGCUAAGGGCAUAUGCCUUCAGUGCAAGGGGGUCAUUCGAGGCUCUCCUGUGAAAUGGGAAAUUCCUGAGCAGGAGGCCAAGCUGUUCUGCUCUGACGCAUGCAUGGGAAAGUACAGGAAAGUUGAGCCGAAAAAGAAUGGAGAUAGCAUUCCCUCAAACGCUGGUAGGAAACCUGGAAUAUCUGGAGUGUCCAACACUCUACCGAAUGAUUACGGCAACUUUGACUGGGUGACCUAUUUAGCUGAAACAAACAGCAAAGCAGCACCAGCUAAAUGCUUUCGGCAAUGGCCAGAUCCACCGUCAAAUGAUUUCAAACUAGGCAUGAAACUAGAAGCCAAAGAUCCGAGGAAUUUGGACUCCACCUGCAUUGCAACCGUUGUUGGAAUUUUGGGCCCAAGGCUUCGUCUCCGGCUGGAUGGCUCGGACAACAAGAAUGACUUCUGGAGACUUGUGGACUCCAACGAAAUUUUCCCAGGAGGACAUUGCAAAGCCCAUGGCGGGAUCUUGCAACCGCCUCUAGGGUUUAGGAUGAAUGUUUCAUCUUGGCCAACCUUCCAGCAAAAGAUUUUGGCCAAUGCUUAUCAAGCUCCUAAAGAGGUUUUCAAAAAGCACCCUCAAAGACCAUCUACUAAUCAAUUCCAGGUUGGAAUGAAAUUGGAAGCUGUUGACAAAAAGAAUCCCCUCCUCAUAUGUGUGGCAACUGUCGGAGAAGUCAAAGGAGAUAUGAUCUACGUAACGUUUGACGGGUGGAGGGGAGCCUUCGACUAUUGGUGCCGCUACGAUUCCACCGACAUUUUUCCUGUAGGUUGGUGCCAAAAAAGUGGACACCCACUCCAACCUCCAGGGAAUAAAGGUCUGUACCAAGCCAUAUCAGGCUCUAGUCGUGUCAAAUCCAAGGCAAGUAACUCCUCCAACAUAUCUAUCACGGAGCCUGUGACCCCGCCAGCCCCAGUUGUCAACAAGCAAAGUAGUUCCAUGCCUUUGCCCACUCCCCCAACAGUGGAUGUGGUGAAGAAAGAAACUGAGCCAGAUACUCAGUUGAAUAACAACGUCACUGUCAUUGAACCGGACACGUCCGGCAACCCUUCUUCUCCUGACUCGGAAAAUAACCUGAAUGGGAAUAGCACUUCAGUUACGGUCUUGGUCAGUAAUUUGUGUAAAUGCGGACCAUUCCUGGAUGCGAAAAAGAUUGCCCAAUUCCCAUCCCAUUUUGGUCCAGGAAAUGUCAGCCGAGUGCUAAAGGAGAGCAUUCAAGCUUUGGUUGACGCAGCGAACGAUCCUAGACAGGUUUAUGGGAUGCUAAGACAGGGAGAAGGAAAAGUCUUCAUUAGAAUCGCCUCAGAUAACCAGAAGAGUAGUGUCCGACUACCCGCGGUCGAGACUGCUACAGACUUUUGGAAUUUUGUGGAGGUGUUUUUUGAAGAGUUGCGGUGUUGUGAAAACUUAUUCUCCAGGAGAGCCGCUAGGCCUGGCGCCAUCUGCUCCAAGUGCACCAAAGAUAAGACUGCACCAGUAGUCAAUAAAAAAAAUCAAGUUGCCCAAGGCAACAGCAGCAAACCAGCGACCAACAAGAGGCGCUGGCCAUCUUCCGAGGCACCUCCUCCCUCAAAAACUCCACCAAGCCCUGCUCAGCAGGUUCCAACAUCACCAAGUGAUUUCCAACCCAGUCCGAGUAAGCAGCCAAGGAAGAGUGUGCCGAGUAAGACUGAAUUGGAAGCAGCAACUUCUACUACUCCUCUUGACGGUCCACCAAAGUUGCCAGCAGAGGUGAUCGAAUGGACGAUCGAAGACGUCAUAAACCACAUUUCAUAUGUAGACCCGUUGCUUGGCUCCCACUCUGACAUAUUCAGGAAACAUGAGAUUGAUGGGAAGGCGUUGUUGUUGUUGAUUCCUGAAAUGAUGAUGAAAUACAUGGGCUUGAAGCUCGGUCCAGCUUUGAAAAUCAGCAACAUCAUCGCCAAAAUCAAAGGCAGAAAGCAUUUUGUGUCCUGAUCAGGUAGGCGGGGAAACUCAGUUUAAUAAAACCUUGUGAGCGGUAUCGGACUGGCUAAUUAAUCUAACUGGGCUGAUCCCCAGAGCGUUCCCCUUUAGGAUAACAGUGAGGCGCCUUUUGCCCCGCGCCCAGCUGCGAUGUUGCCGAUUUUAGCGCCUGGUAAAAUUUUAGACCCCAGUCCGGCACUGCUUGUGAGCAUUGCAUGCAAACAUAGUUGUCUUGUGUGUGUACCACCUUGCAGAAGCGAGAUGUUUAUCCUUCUGCACUCUAAUGUGUCCUACAUUUCGAGUCAUGAUUCGCAUUGGUGUUUGUAUAUUUCUUUGCACAUCUUAUUACCAACCACAUUCAGGUGAAUAGUGGCGUAUAUAAAUUGGUUUUUUGUGAUACGCGACGCUGAAAUUUUUUAAUUUUGAUCUCCGAAUGCCGGACUAAAUUUUGUGUUAUGAUGAGACCAAGAAAUAAAAAAAAUUUUGUCAGCAACAGCUCGGUAGCUGUGUGUAAAUGUAUUGAUUGUAGACAGGAAAAUAUUUUUGUACAAUGAACCUGUGCAUUGCACAAAUGUAGAGUGUACAAGCAAUGAUUUUACCCAAAGGUGAUGCAAUCAAUAGGGAAAAGUUUCAAGACUUAGUUGUAAUUUGUGAUAAUGAGUGUUGGUGUUUAUGAUAAACAAGGGGAAACAAAUUUAUCAAUAAUUGCUCAUAAUUUGCACACUAGCAAUCCUACAAAGCUUUGCAUCAUCUUUUGAGUAGAUUUCAACUUAGGGAGGCGUACUGGCAAAAUGUUGAAUAUUUGUUGAAGCGUAAAAUAUGAAAUAUUUUAUCUCUGACCAGCUAUUGCAGAAUUGUAUCAGAUAUAUGAAAAAUAAAAACAGCAGGGAGUCCUGCUUCAACAACUCAA
Molecule: messenger RNA, 3410 nt
Organism: Cloeon dipterum
Lineage: Eukaryota; Metazoa; Arthropoda; Insecta; Ephemeroptera; Baetidae
Gene: Scm
Product: Polycomb protein Scm
Exons: 12
Coding region: 356-2512 (718 amino acids)
Biological process (GO): negative regulation of DNA-templated transcription
Cellular component (GO): nucleus
Molecular function (GO): chromatin binding; histone binding
Source: RefSeq, a predicted model, not a curated record